This is a messenger RNA of Arabis nemorensis, 366 nucleotides long. NCBI's taxonomy places the organism in Eukaryota, Viridiplantae, Streptophyta, Magnoliopsida, Brassicales, Brassicaceae. The record is from the annotation of a GenBank genome assembly.
AUGGGGAAUUGUCUAAGGCACGAAUCAGAAAUGCAUUGGGCUGGUGAAGAUUGGGAUGAUUUCACCACAGAAGAAGAUGAAGAUUAUCAACAUCAUAAUCAUCAUUAUAGCUCUAAAACCUCCAAUAAGACCAAAACAGUAAUUGUUAAAGGAGAUAGUAAGUCAUCUGAUCUAUCUCAUGAGAUCAAGAUCAGGCUCACGAAGAAGGAAUUCCAAGAUCUACUAAGUAAAGUCAACGUCCUCGAUCAUUACACCUUUCAUCAACAUGUUUUCUCCUGUCCAAAUCUGAUCAAUCAGUAUGAAGAAACCAAUCAGCUGCAACGUUCUUGGAGACCGGUUUUGCAGAGCAUACCAGAGGUUAAUUGA